GAAAAGUUGAUACGCAUGGACCCCGCAGGAGAGUAGUUCAACUUAAAUGCGAUUUUAAAGCAGAAGAAGCUCAAACAAAGGCAUCUGUGUAUUAGAAUCGAUUCAGUUUAUACGUCGUGAAGCUAAAAGUCAGCGUGAACCAGCACUGGGGCGGUCGCACCUUUCGCACCUUUUCCUUAUUUCUGUCUAUAGGUUGAGUGUCGUUAGGUUGAUCUGCACGCCGCUUUGCAGAUCCGGUUGAUUGUGUUGUUUAUAUUGUGUGAAGUCAGCCGUAGGCGUCGUUAAAAUGGUGUUCUUCACCUGUAACGCGUGUGGAGAAUCCCUGAAGAAAGCUCAGGUUGAUAAACAUGUGAACAUGUGCCGGGGUUGCCAGGUCCUUUCUUGCAUCGAUUGUGGAAAAGACUUCUGGGGGGACGACUACAAGAACCACAUCAAAUGUGUCAGUGAGGAUCAGAAGUAUGGAGGUAAAGGCUUCGAGGCUAAGGCAAACAAAGGAGACGUGAAACAGCAGCAGUGGAUCCAGAGAGUACAUGAAGCCAUGAACAAGCCUGGUGUCAGUGCGAAGCUGAAGGAUGUGCUCAGACAAGUCAGUGCAUAUGAUAACGUCCCGAGGAAGAAGGCAAAGUUUCAGAACUGGAUGAGAAACAGCCUGAAAAUAGGCAACACAAGUCUGCAUGAAGAAGUUUGGGAGAUCCUUGCUGAAGCUGACAAACCUCCAGCGGCCCCACAGGAGACAAAAGAAGCCAAACCGUCAGUGGAUGAAGUCAAAGCGAAUACUAAUGGCAAUGAAAAGCAGAAUGGAAAUCCUGACGUCAAAAAGAAACUUAAUAAACGUGAGCGCAAAGAGGCCCGUCAGCAGAAGAAUGGGAAAGCUGUAAAAGCUGCUGAAAAGCCCGAUGCGCAGGAGCCGGAGCAAGAGCAGGCUGGGAAAAAAAAGAAAAAGGACAGGAAGAGGAAGCACAGCUCUGAGACAGAAGAGGAGCAGAACGGGCAUGAUGCUGUUAGUGAGACAUCCAGCAAGAAAUCAAAGACAAUCCACCCAGAAGAAGAAGAAGAAGAUGAUGAUGAAGACUCAAAGGACGAUCAAGAGGUUCCCAAAGGCAAAUUUAACUGGAAGGGAAACAUCAAGGCAGUGCUGAGAGAAUCACCUGACCAGGAACUGGCAGUCAAGAAACUCAGGAAAAAGGUUUUGGCAGCCUACUACUCUUUUGCUGGAGAGCAAAAUUUUAAAAAGGAAGAAGAUGUGCUAGCACUCUUCAACAAGAAGAUCAACAAAAAUCCCAAAUUUAGAGUUCUGAAAGAAAGAGUGAAGCUCGUGAAGUAGUUUGUAUUCUCACACAUUCGGCAUGAAAUGUAUGUUGUUCAUAGACUUUUAAAAUUGAAAAGCCUUUGUUUUCCUCCAUCCUCCCCUGGGUGUUCCUAUGCAGAUGAUUUAAUCUUAAAGAUUAAAACUUUUUAUUACUGAA
Labrus mixtus (cuckoo wrasse) is the source of this 1466-nucleotide messenger RNA. It is a transcript of the gene lyar, whose product is annotated as Ly1 antibody reactive homolog (mouse). The coding region runs from base 287 to 1324 and encodes 345 amino acids. Gene Ontology annotation, cellular component: nucleolus. NCBI's taxonomy places the organism in Eukaryota, Metazoa, Chordata, Actinopteri, Labriformes, Labridae. Gene Ontology annotation, biological process: negative regulation of transcription by RNA polymerase II; rRNA processing. The record is from RefSeq and is a predicted model, not a curated record. The transcript is spliced from 8 exons. Gene Ontology annotation, molecular function: DNA binding.